Molecule: messenger RNA, 1872 nt
Organism: Rosa rugosa (rugosa rose)
Lineage: Eukaryota; Viridiplantae; Streptophyta; Magnoliopsida; Rosales; Rosaceae
Product: F-box/LRR-repeat protein 13-like
Exons: 4
Coding region: 130-1656 (508 amino acids)
Molecular function (GO): protein binding
Source: RefSeq, a predicted model, not a curated record
AGGUUUUCCCGCUGCAACCCUAAAACUGUUGGCGCUUCUUCUGAAAUUCUGUGGUUCUCGACUUCGCCGCAAAGCUCUGAGUUUUGGGUGUAAGUUUGUCUUGCAAAAACAGAACAGAAACCUAGUGUUAUGGAGCGCAUGAAUAAGUCAUUGGCAACUGCAAGUUCUCAAGCCGAAGGAGUUUCUGCUGACUACACAGUAGACAGAUUGAGUAAUGCUCCACCGGAAGUUGCUCAUCAUAUUCUUGCAUUUCUUGAUUUUAGGGAUCUCAUUCGACUGGGAAGUGUGUCCAAAAUGUGCAGAGUUUUUUCUCUAUCAGCCCCAUCAUUGGAAGUUUCUUCAUCUGAGGCAGGAAACAGGCGGCAACAACUCAACUUGUUGAAUUCUAUAGAUAGGUACAUGAUUCAUCGAGGGGAUGAUAAAAUUAAGCACUUUCUUGUUGAUUGGAGUUUCAGUGCAGGCAUUUCUGAAGAGGUUUUCCGGAUGAUGACAUGGAUCCUUAUUGCAGUGAGGUGUAAUGUUGAAGUGCUUGAACUUAGGUUGUGGGCGCCUGAAUUGAAUAGGAUUGAAUCGGAUGGGACGGUGCUUGAAUUGCCAUCUUGCGUCUAUCGUUGUGAAUCUUUAAGGUCUCUAUUGAUCAAGACACAGACAAUUCUGAAAGCACCCUCUGUUACUUGUUCCAAUAAUCUCCAAUACUUGAAGUUGACAAAUGUCAGAAUGGAAGAUGGCUUUGGAAAAUGGAUCUCCCACUCAUGCAAAUGCAUUAAGGAAUUAUUGUUAUUUGAUGUUCGUGUGCUAAGUUUCACCGUGGAAAGCUCGUCUUUGGAAUCAUUUAGCUUUGUCUCUAUGUAUAACAAUGACCUCUGCCAUAUUGGCAUCUCAGGUGAGAAGCUUACAAAGAUAAGAAUAGAGUGGGAAUUCUAUAAAACUAGCAGCGGCACUACCAGAUCAUUAAAUGUUUCUGCUCCAAAUCUUAAAUAUUUGAAGUGGAUUGGGAAUUUGUUGAAUUACCAAAAUCUGGGGAAAUUUAUGUGUUUAGAAAAAGCUCACAUUUUUCUGAAGCACAAGGGAGAUGACUAUGACUUUGACAAUGCAUUUGAGGUUCUUUGCAGUUUGUGCAGGGUUAAAGUUCUUAUUCUGAGUGAAGAGACCGCUAAGGUUUUGCUCAGGGAAGGUCUAGUGCAUGCACCAUUGGAUGAUAUUACUUACUUGAGUAUGCAUAUUAUGAGCUUGACUGAUGACCUAGUCCCUGCAAUGGUUUCUCUUCUGAGAGGAAUGCCUAAUUUGAGUACUUUGUACAUAAAAUCUUACCCUUCCUUGCACAUUGGUAAACCGAAAGCAUGUGGAUUUAAGAGUAAAUACUGGAAAUCCCAUAAGCUGGAUUGUGUUCAUCAGCUUCAGGAUGUAUCUAUAGCGCUUUCCACUGGUUAUAUUAACAAUGCCUUGGAGUUUGUAAGAUAUAUUCUCGAGAAUGCCUCGAAUUUGAAACAAAUGGUCAUAUUUUAUUUACCCUGCCAAUCCUAUGUUAUAGGGAGGGUAAACAAAUUCAAGAAGAUUUCUUCUGCCAUUGUUGUGUUUAAGGAAAGAGAAUUGAAUGAUGAUGGUGUAAUGGGUAAGAGUUACCAUCGGGUUUUAAAUAGGUUGCAUUGGUUGUAAUUUGGUUGAAGACUGUUUGGAUAUUAUUAAGAAACCCUAGUCCUGUAAUUCUUCUUAUUCUUGUUUUAUUAUACCUACUAGUAGUAGAACUUCUGUUGGUAAGAAAAUAGUAGGUUUGUAAAAUCUUUGAUAUCUCAAUCUCUGUAUAUUGGAACUCUUUUCUGUAAAAUUCAGUACAUUUGAGGAAGUUGAAUUCAAUGUGGAGGCAUAUUGGUA